UGUUUCAACCGCGAUGAAUUUUUUUAUAGGCACUAUGUGAGUGAGCAUUUACCAGAUGCUCUUCUCGUGAUUGCGGAAGCGGAAGUGACGUGGAGGAAACGGGAACAUUUUACUGAACUGUAUGUGAUGCUCGAGAAAUGGGGUCCUCUUACCGUAGGAACAGCGUUUUGUAUUCUUAGUAAAAAGUGCAUGGAUCCAAUCAUUCGACGUUUUGCCGGUUGCACAGUUGAGAUGUGA
This is a messenger RNA of Ostertagia ostertagi, 237 nucleotides long. Lineage: Eukaryota; Metazoa; Nematoda; Chromadorea; Rhabditida; Trichostrongylidae. The record is from the annotation of a GenBank genome assembly.